UAAUAUCUAUCCAAUAAUAAUUGAAUAUUGGAAAGUAUUUUACUUGUCGUAAUGUACAAUCAUCGUUAUAAGUGUCAAUGCUGUGUACGUGUUAAAACCUUGGUAUCUCAUAUCCGCAGUUUCUACUCCGUUAUCAGAAAAUUGUAGAUAUCCGUUAUCGAAUUGAUAAUUAUUGUAAAAUCAAGUUCAAUUCUCUAUAGUCUGUAGUUAGUUCUCCAUUAAAUCGCAACGCGUUGUGUCCGUGCCGUCGAUUCACAUUUUUGUUCAAUAUGACCUCAUCACCUGGUACUUCCAACGCUGAUGUCAAAGUGAAAGCCGAAACAGGGCAUCGGUAUAAGGGUGAUUAUUUAAAAUACGGAUUUUGGUAUGUUGGACCCGAAAAUAAACCGCGUCCCAAGUGUCUUCUAUGCGACAUAGAACUUGACAACUCAGAUAUGAGGGCAGCAAGACUGCAAGAUCACUUUAAUAAAGAACACGGUACAGACAGAAAUACAAUUCUAGAAGAUUACUUUAUAAAUCUAAAGAAUCAAAAAAUGAAGCAAGUAGGAAAUGAUAAUGUGUCGAAUAAUAAUGUGUUGAAUAAGAAUGUGUCGAAUAAGAAUGUAUCGAAUAAUCAUGUGACGAAGAAUACUGUGUUGAAUCAUGUUCACGUGGCGAAUGAUGAAGUUGCGAAUUGCGAACGGCUAAAUUGUAAAGUGGUUGAAUUGAUUGUGAAGAACAUGCAACCAAUAGACAUGCAUAGAGCAGUACAAUAUCUAAUUUUACCUGCUUGCGAAGAAGUUAAACCUGUGUUACAUUCCUCUUCAGGGGGUACAGUAUCAAAUGUAUCCUUAUCGCACAACAGUAUUUCUGGCUACAUAAAAAAGAUACCUUCCGAUAUUCAGCAACAGUUGCUUCAAAAAUUAGUUGGUAAAAAAUUUUCACUUCUACUGGAUAUACAUCACGGAUGUCAUUUGUUGAACUAUGUACGAUUUGUAGAUGAAAAUUCUAUUUUAGAGCAUUUUUUAUCUUACAUCGAAUUAACACCAAAAGCUACUGAAUCAGAUAUAUAUAAUUCUAUACUAGACAUGUUCAGAAUAAAUGAAUUAGAAUUUCAACAUUGUGUUUCAAUAUUCGUUGCUGGUAUGGAUAAUGAGAAAAUCAUUUCGUUUGUUAAAUACCUGCAGGAAAAAUUACCUAAUAAAACGGUCAAAUGUUGGUAUGCUCGGCACGCUUUGAUAACACGAACAAUUCCCGAAUCUCUUAAAGAUGUAAUGAAGAGAGUACGUAAGAUGAUUAAAUCCGUUAUAUUUAGUCCAAUUGGGCGCCAAGUUAGCGAGGUUAUUUGUCAGGUAUUAGGGAGUCGUCAUAAACCGCUGCUCUUUUGCACUAAGUACUGGAUGUUCAUAAACCAAGCACUUCACACAGUUUACGAACAAAGGGAGGCGUUAUCAUAUAAUUUUACUAGAAUGAAACCUCGCUAUGCUGCCCUGAUAGGACACAAAGUGUGGUUGUCAAGAUUUGCAUACUUCGUUGAUAUUUCCCAACAUGUGAUCGACCUUAUUGAAAGUAUGCAGGGUGACGAAUCAUACAUCUUUACGUCGAUCGAUAAAAUGGAGGCAUUCCGGAGAAAAAUUAAAAUAUGGAAAGAAGAAGUUCAAAAUAAAAACUUCAGUAUGUUUCGACUCACAGCUAAGACCAAUCCAGAAUGUAUUUCCGAUUUGAUUUUACAACAUCUUUCUGCUAUGGAGGAUAAAGUACCGCAAUUCUUCCCUAUUGAAAACGCGAAUAAAUACAAUUGGAUUCGAAAUCCCUUUGCUCUGAAAGAUGAAGAGAGAAAUUAUCUACCGCUACGGAAACGAGAAAUGUUGGUAAAUUUGUCACAUAAUCGUGACCUGCAGCUAGAGUAUAGAGAAAGGCACAACCUACUUAAAUUUUGGAUUCAGGCAAAAAACGCGUAUCCAGAGUUAGCGGAUGAUGCCUUAUCUAUAUUACUACAGUUUUCAUCGAGUCACAUGUUAGACGAAGGACGUUCUGCAUUGCACGCCGUUACAUUUUAUAAAGAAGAACGAUUACUUUCAGUUGAAGAGGAAUUGCUGUUGCAUUUGUCUACGAUUCGACCUGAAAUUCAGAGACGAAUAGUUAUCGAUGAUCAAUCCACCAAUUGAUAGAUAUCGUAUUCUUAUAAUUUCUUUCUUCCUUUUGUAUUAGUGGAUAAAUAUCGGUGAAAAUUAAAAAAAUACAUGCUUUAAAAAUGUGUAAACUUCAUUUUGUGACCGGUGCACGUGAAGUGUAUUCCCAAUAUGAUUAUUGGUAGAAAAGAAAUUGAAAUAUUUAAACCUUUUGCUACGAACGGUCUCUACAGCGUAACGCUCACUGAACGAAGACAGUUAUCAACGACUGAAUUUACACCUUACCGUAACUAGAGUUGCUUAGACCAUUUUUGGAGGGAAGAAACUUAUCAUGAAAAAGGGUUUUAUGAUUUCUUAACAAAUGAUAUUAGAGAAAACACGUGAAAAUCGAAAGCAGAAGUUCAGAAAGAGAUACAGAGCGUGUAAGAGAGCGAGUGACUAUAGUGGGCUAUCGUAUAUCAGUGGCAUUUUAUGGAAAACAAUUAUAGUUGCCCGUAGCAUAUGAAAGGCAUCGUAUAGAGAACGACUAUAAUUGCCUGUCGUACCGAAAUCGUUAAUAAAAAUAUGAAAUUAUUAUUAACGGUCCGCCAAACGAAGAAUGAAAAUUAAAAACAGCACAGUCGAGAAAACAAACGGUGUUUCGUCUCGGGAUCGUCUGUCAGACUCGUCAGUGGGGCUAUACCGCGGUUCGAAACUGGUAUUUAUUCGGACCGCAUGCCGGGCGAGCGCUUGCAAGAAACGGUUCGCCUCGCCGCCACCUAGCAGUCCCCGGCCCGAACUUAAGGCGUCCGGGGAGACGAAACCCCCUCCACUAAACACGAUUGCGACACAUAUCAUAAUUAAAACGCAAAUACUUCAAAUCUCCUUUGGUAUACCAAUACUCUGAUUAUUAUAGUAUAAUAUUGAUAUACGGGCAAAAAAUGUAUAUUAUCUUAUAUCAACAGCACGAUCAAUAUUCAUGAUCAAAUAAAAUGCCGAGAGACAAAUAAUUAAUUCUUCGAACUCUUUGGAUCAAAGGCAUUCGUAACUCAAUACGUAAACGUAAAGUGUUGAAAUGUAGAUAAGGGCUAAUGAGACCGGCCCGCCUAGCAUGAGGAUUUUUGGACGAUGUCACAUCCUUACGAAUAUAUACAUUCUGUUUUUCAUUUUACCUUUGUCCUGCUUCCCAAUACCAAUAUAUAACUUAUCGGUUUUGCUUUUUUAAAACUCACAAAAUAAAUCAAAGUUUUCACUUGAAAAAGUAUCCUUGGCUGGCGGACCAUAUAGAGAGCCCCAAUUUUAAUUUAGUUUUGUAUUUCUUUUUCGAAAUUUUACACUGUUCCUUCGAAAAUUAUUCUUUCAAUAUAUGAAACCCUUUCAUUUAAAAAUUAUAUAUUCAACCUUAAGUUAAUACCCUUGUAUACCGUCAUUUUGUAAGUUUGGAUUACGAAUAACUCAGGCUCCGCUGUUCAAAUUGUAACGUUCCGCUGACAACUUAGUUUAAGAAUAAAUCAUGAAAUUGAAUUAAAUAAUGUUUAAUCGAUAAUUAAUGUAUUAUAAUAAAACCUUGUAACGAUAGAUGGCGCGCACGCUUCUGCUAGUAAUAAUAGGAGGCUCGCGUUAGUAAUAAGAAUAGGGGAGCUUGCGUUAAAGAAAAGAGUUGGAAGGUAGGUACUGGCAGGGCGCAAAUUGCCGUAGGCAAAAAUUCAAGAAAAAAGUUAAAAAUUCUUGGAAAUUGCGUGCUGAGUCAGCGAAACUCAGGGUAUAAAUAGAGGCGUGCAAGCGGAGAAAAGUCAGUACGGUUUCGACUUAGGUCGAAUCUCUAAGGAGAUUUGAAUAUAGCAGCUCACUUAGAUAGAGCAAUAGCAGCAGAGAAACCCAAGUUGAUUCUACAGGUUGGUUUCGACCACGCUCCAAUAGAGCUAGCACUUUUGUGAUAGAGCUACUGCUAAGAGGUAACUCAGCGCUAGUUUACCUAGGUAAACAAUAACUGCAGGCUGAUUCUAUUUCUUUCUAUCAGUAACGAAUGCAGGUUUCCACGAUAGUCCCCUGUGUGUCCUCUUACUUAUGGUUCGCAACGUGUUACCCACGUGUCAGAUCAAGGUUCACUAUUAAGUUUAAUGAGCUAGCGAGAAGCCGAGCUCCUUGAAUGCGGCCCGACUGAUACAGCUCUAGUGGUACUAGAAACCGAUUAGCGGCCUGUAGAUAAAAACUCUAAUUGUGUCUGUCGAACCAGCACAAGACAUUGGUCUUAAUUAUUUCCAAUUGUUUGAAUAACUGAUUAAUAAAUCAAAGUAUUAUUAGAUGUAUCUUUAGAAUAAGCCACGUUCAAUAGUUAUUAAUUACUAAUGAAACAUUUUCUUUGUAUUUUCAUUUAGAGCGAACUCAAUUGUAAUAUUAAUCAUAUUAUUUUCUUUUAUAUUUUCUCUCUAGGGCGAAAUCUUUGUAACACUAAUUAUAUUAUUUUCCUUUAUAUUUCCUCUCUAUGGCGGAAUCUUUUGUUAAACUCUAUUUGAUUAG
Molecule: messenger RNA, 4610 nt
Organism: Osmia bicornis bicornis
Lineage: Eukaryota; Metazoa; Arthropoda; Insecta; Hymenoptera; Megachilidae
Product: zinc finger BED domain-containing protein 5-like
Exons: 2
Coding region: 270-2147 (625 amino acids)
Source: RefSeq, a predicted model, not a curated record